Hypanus sabinus (Atlantic stingray) is the source of this 1101-nucleotide messenger RNA. Its product is annotated as programmed cell death 1 ligand 1-like. Bases 187 to 1101 code for a protein of 304 amino acids. The record is from RefSeq and is a predicted model, not a curated record. Lineage: Eukaryota; Metazoa; Chordata; Chondrichthyes; Myliobatiformes; Dasyatidae. The transcript has 7 exons.
GUCGAUUCUGCUAGGGACUAAAGGGUUGGACAUAUCUCAUAUUUCUCAGCGACUGGAAAGCCUGAGUGCAGCUACUACCUUUGAACCUCUAGAGCCAGUCAAAGAUACGGAUAUACAGGAAGUCUGCCUCUGGGACCACCCUACCGGCUUGGCUGACGUCCCCAGCGCCAGUGCUGCUACGGAAACAUGCGAGGAGCAAUAAAUACUCCCCGAUGGUCGAGAGGAUUCACCUACUUCAUGCGAACCCCAGCAGUCGAAGUACCUGGGUUCAGAGUCUAUCAAUUCCCUAAGAACGUGGAGGUUCCGGGCGGAUCGAAUGUUACCAUGUACUGCAAUCCUCCAAUAUCAAAAGAUACUGUUAACGUUCUUUGGUGGAAGGAGGGCGAGAAUGCAUUUUUAGAAACGGACAGCAGAAAGCAAUUCAUUCACGAAAAGCCAAGCGAAAAACUUAUUCUUCUGGAUGUGAAAUUCGACGACUCCGGAAUGUACUACUGUGGAGUAAAGUAUCAGGAACGAUCUUUCUGGAAUGGAAGUGGCUCCAAGCUCUCUGUGUACGCUCCACCAACUCCAUUGGUAAUCGUUCCUAUUGGAGAAUUUUCGUCUCCUCGGCAGCUCCUCUGUAAAACAGCUGCCUUCUACCCAAAGGAAUUAGAAAUCGUCUGGCAAAAAAAUAACAGGCAAAUUCGCAGUGGAAGAGAAACAGUGAUAAACCGGACCGCGGAGGGUUUAUACGAGGCUUACAGUUCAUUGGAAGUUAAUCAGUCUGGUUGGGGAAAAGAUGUUUACAUCUGUCUGGUGUCGCAUGUCUCCCUCACGAUGCCUGCCUGUUUCAGCUACAUUCUGGAGCAAGGCGCUGACGCUAAAUUGAUUAUCGCAUAUACAGUGGACGGAUUGUCAAUUUUAACAUUGAUAAUAGUUUUGGUGACGGUCAACUUAAAGAGAUCGAACGGGAUAAACACAAGUUCUUUGGACGGAUGUCAGAAUGAAUACACGCAGGCUGAACAAGUUGCGGUUGAGCACGCCACUGCCUAUGAUUCACGAAGUAUGAGGGAAAACAAAGGAUUUCGCAAAUAUCGACAACAAGAACAGCGCAUUAUCUAA